Messenger RNA from Atta colombica, 990 nucleotides. RefSeq names its product juvenile hormone acid O-methyltransferase-like. The record is from RefSeq and is a predicted model, not a curated record. Bases 95 to 712 code for a protein of 205 amino acids. The transcript has 5 exons. Gene Ontology annotation, molecular function: S-adenosylmethionine-dependent methyltransferase activity. NCBI's taxonomy places the organism in Eukaryota, Metazoa, Arthropoda, Insecta, Hymenoptera, Formicidae.
CAUAGGAUGUGGACCUGGAGAUGUAACAAAAGAUAUAAUCUUACCGGCUCUUGAUCCAAAUGCAAUAAUAAUUGGUACAGAUAUAUCAGAAAAUAUGAUUGAGUUUGCAAAGAAAACAUACAUUAAGGAGAAACGACUCGAAUUUGACGUUUUAGAUAUACAAACUAAAAAUUUGCCUACAAAAUAUGUGUCUGAAUUUGAUCUUGUACUUUCAUUCCAUGCUUUGCAUUGGUGCAAUGAUAUCAAACAAGCGUUUGAAAAUAUCUACCGUAUGCUUCGACCCAAUGGAAUUAUGCUUGUACUUUUUGUAACUUUUCAUAAUAUAUUUAAUGUUCUUGAAAACUUGAUACAUGAUGUCCGUUUUGCACCAUACAUAAAAGAUGUAAACAAGUAUACUUGGCCACUUCGAAAUUCAAUCAAUCCUCGCAAACAAUUAAAAGAACUGCUUCAAACACUCGGAUUCACUGUCAUUCAUUGCAGCCAUCGGGAUACAUUUCAUCAAGAUUCAAAUACGGAUAGAUUUUUGUCUUCUAUUAUGGCAUUCCUCGACUUUAUUGAUCACAUGCCACGUGAUCACAAGGAAGAAUUCAAAAAAGAAUUCAUUCAUAAAUUUGCAGAAACACAAAUUAUUUAUAAACAAAAAAAUAAUCAGAAAAUAGCAUUAGACACAUAUCGUAUAUUAAUAGCUUUUGCGCAAAAACAUAUGACAUAAUACAUACAUGUGUGCGUGUGCGUGGUUUAUGUGUGUGUAUAUAUAAAGAUUGAAACAUUUUUAAAAACCUUUCGCAAUAAUCAGUCCUGUAUAUCAGGAUAUCAUAAUAUUCUUUCUUUAAUACUUAGCAUCUUAACUAUUUCUCACUUUAAUUUAAACUAGCACUUUUUAUAUGUGUUGGUUAUAUACAUAUGUAGCUUUUAGUAUAAAAGAACAUAAAUAGUCAGCGAAUGUAUUUUGUUCAACUGUUAUACAAGAAUAUAACUCUUUAAAAGAUA